AUGGCACGUUUAGAAAAGAUAACCAUUCGAAAAGCUGCUGAGAGCGAUCUGCCAAGUAUGAUACGAAUUAUGGACGAAGCUUUGGGAAAUCCAACAAUUGAUGAUAAGAUGGAACAACGAGUGGAGCUUUGGUUAACGAGAUUCAAUAACAAGUUACAGUUCAUAUUUUAUGUGGCUGAAGCCGACGAUGAGAAUUUAGUUGGUUGGUGUUGUGGCGGACCGACAAUGGAAUGCCAUCAAACAGUUGCUCAUCAAAUCUAUGAUUGUGAAAUAACACAUAUAUUUAUUCGUCAACAAUAUCAACAUCGAGGUAUUGGGCGUGAACUAUGGAAAAUUGUAUGGAAUGAUAUUCUUCUAAGAUUUCAUCCGAAGAAUUUCGUUGUCUGGUCAGUUGAUAACGAGCAAGCGCAUCGAUUUUAUGUAUCACUUGGCAGUGUACAGGCAGAAAAAAGGAAGUUCGGUGAACUGUUUCUAACAGCAUUUAUAUGGAGCGCGCUUAAGCCGUUCGAAUUCACAAAUUUUCUAAUAUUUAUAUAA
Messenger RNA from Didymodactylos carnosus, 537 nucleotides. NCBI's taxonomy places the organism in Eukaryota, Metazoa, Rotifera, Eurotatoria, Philodinida, Philodinidae. The record is from the annotation of a GenBank genome assembly.